AUGCAAUGGAAAAAAUUAAUUUUCUUCCUAUUUGUCGGCUGUUUUGGCUUAAAAAUAGCAUAUUUGGAUGGUGAUGUGCAAUUACAACCGGCACCAUCAACAAUUAACAAAACAAAAAGUGAUAUUCAUGGUUUACCGGGAUUGGAAUUUCGUAUUAAUUCGAAAGGUUUUUUAUAUGCUAGCCUUCUAGCCGGUCCAAUUAUUAACAAUGAAAUUAGACGUUUUCAAUUACAACCAUUAAAGCAAUGUUUUCAACAGUUUAAUGGUUGUAUCACAAUUUCAAACUUGGUCAUUUCACGAUAUCGAUGUCCACAAUUGGUAUCACUUCAUCCUUCACCACCUAAUCGUCUCAUUCUCAUCAUUCGAAAUCUCGAUCUUGAAAUAAGAGCAAAUAUUAAUGGUGAAAUUGGAGUAAUACUACCUGUUAAGCUCAACAAUACUGUAUAUUUACGUAUCCAUCAGAUUUCGGUAACAAUUCAAUUUACCGUUCAACAUACAUUAAAUGGAUCUCCAUAUGUUCGUAUUGUUAGGUGUUAUGUCUCUACUGGUCUUAGCGAUGUUUUUUUACAAAAUGAUGAUUUUGUUGGAAAUAUUUUCAAUACUUAUUUUCGGGUAAAUUGA
This is a messenger RNA of Acanthocheilonema viteae, 621 nucleotides long. Lineage: Eukaryota; Metazoa; Nematoda; Chromadorea; Rhabditida; Onchocercidae. The record is from the annotation of a GenBank genome assembly.